GUGGGCAACAUGGAUCAAAACGAAUCCAGGCCAAGCUGGAGGCCUGGGAAGCCUGUGCGCUGAACCUCAAACGUCUGGAGUCCUUUGCCUUCUGAAUCUUUUGACCAAGAGAGGCUGAUAACAUGGAACCGCGCACUAGGGCUCUGGCAGCAGCCAGACUUGGGUUUAGUUCUAUUGUUUACCAGCUGCGUGACAUUGAGUAAAAGGCUUAACCUCUUCGGUCCCAAAUGCCUCCUUAUUAACAUGGGGACAACAACAGAACCCAUCUCCCAGAACUGAUGCCAAGCAUUUGGCCACAGUUGCUGCUAGGUGAGGGACAGUCCUGUUUCAUACACAACAGAAUGUUGAUAAUCAUUUAUUGAUCACUUUCAGGGCCAAACAGUUUGUGUGCUUGUAUCUCAUUGAAACACCACCAUUUCUCUGGAUAGCAGACACUUUUACCAUAUUACAAGUUAUAUAGACAUUUAGCACUAAUGGCACAGAGUAGGUGCUCACCAAAAACUGUUAGCGAGGGCACUUUUGUCACAUAAAACAAAAAAGGAGCAUGCGAAAGGCGCUUUGCAAGGUGUAAGGUUCCGCACAAGUUUUUGCUGUAAUUGUUACGUCGCCCUUUGUGGUCAUAAUCCUUUAUUUAUUCUUUCUGAGUUACUACGAUGGUACCCUAGUUACCGUGGCCAUGGAAACGCGGCCCGCCGUCGCGGAUUGGACGGUUCGCGGGUUCCCCCUGGAGGCCACCUUCUGGUCCUGCUGCGGAAAGACCGGGCCUGCCUUGGAGACUGGGAGAGGGGUGUCGGGAGUUGUAGGCGAUGGGCGUGGCUGCUGCGGAGCGGUGCACGCCGGGAUUUGCAGUUCCCGGCCGAGGCCGUUGGCUGCUCCACACCGAGCUCGGGCCUCACCCGGAUGGCGGCUGUGACGCGCAGCUGCCGGCCCUGGGGCUCGCUCCUCGGGCUGCUCGGGCUGGUCUCGGCCGCGGCCGCCGCCUGGGACCUGGCUUCCCUGCGCUGCAACUUGGGCGCCUUUUGCGAAUGCGACUUCCGGCCCGACUUGCCGGGUCUGGAGUGUGACCUGGCUCAGCACCUGGCCGGCCAGCAUCUGGCCAAGGCGCUGGUGGUGAAGGCGCUGAAGGCCUUUGUGCGCGACCCUGCCCCCACCAAGCCACUGGUCCUCUCCCUGCACGGCUGGACCGGCACCGGCAAAUCCUAUGUCAGCUCCCUGCUGGCGCACUACCUCUUCCAGGGCGGCCUCCGCAGCCCCCGCGUGCACCACUUUUCUCCCGUCAUCCACUUUCCCCACCCCAGCCACAUCGAGCGCUACAAGAAGGAUCUUAAGAGCUGGGUCCAAGGGAACCUCACAGCCUGCGGCCGCUCCCUCUUCCUCUUCGAUGAGAUGGACAAGAUGCCCCCAGGCCUGAUGGAAGUCCUGCGGCCUUUCCUGGGCUCCUCCUGGGUUGUAUACGGGACCAACUAUCGCAAAGCCAUUUUCAUCUUCAUCAGCAACACGGGUGGCGAGCAGAUCAACCAGGUGGCACUGGAGGCGUGGCGCAGCCGCCGGGACCGCGAGGAGAUCCUCCUGCAGGAGCUGGAGCCAGUCAUCUCCCGCGCAGUGCUGGAUAACCCACACCAUGGCUUCUCACACUCAGGCAUCAUGGAAGAGCGCCUCCUAGACGCAGUGGUGCCCUUCCUUCCACUGCAGCGGCACCAUGUCCGGCACUGCGUGCUCAAUGAGCUGGCCCAGCUGGGCCUGGAGCCGAGGGAUGAGGUUGUCCAGGCUGUGCUGGACAGCACCACCUUCUUCCCUGAGGACGAGCAGCUCUUCUCCUCCAAUGGCUGCAAGACUGUGGCCUCCCGAAUCUCCUUCUUUCUCUGACUCCCCGGGUGGUAUCCUUGGCCCCUCUAAUGGCCAGGCCAUGCAGGAAAGGCCUGGGGCCUCUGUCACAGGAACCCAGCGCACCAAGUGAGAUGAAGGGAGUGGCGGCUGGGCCACAGGACAGAUGGCUGGGAAAGGGCCCUGGCCUCUAAUCUGGCUCAAGAGCAUCUUGGCCCUGGCCACCUUCCCCAGGGAAACCCCUGGUCACCCCAGAACCUCACUGAGCCCUGACCUCCCCCUGCAGCCUGAGCCUUCUUACUGUGAAUUAUAACUCAGGGACUGUGGCUCGUGGCGGCGCUCCCUCCUUAGUCUGCCACCCUUGCCCCUUUCCUCCUUGGUUGGGCACCAUGCCCCCUCCCCUCCACCCCACACCCUGUGUCCAUUUCAUCAAGCCAGGUGGAGCCUUCUCAGUUUCCAUAAAUGGAGGGACUCAAGCUGCCACUUGGGCCUGGUUUUAGAAGUUUUUAAUUUUGUAAAAGAAGAGAACAAGUAUAAUAAACUCAGCUAUGGGACCAGA
Molecule: messenger RNA, 2383 nt
Organism: Piliocolobus tephrosceles (Ugandan red Colobus)
Lineage: Eukaryota; Metazoa; Chordata; Mammalia; Primates; Cercopithecidae
Gene: TOR2A
Product: torsin family 2 member A
Exons: 5
Coding region: 901-1866 (321 amino acids)
Cellular component (GO): endoplasmic reticulum; nuclear envelope; endoplasmic reticulum lumen
Molecular function (GO): ATP hydrolysis activity; ATP binding
Source: RefSeq, a predicted model, not a curated record